GACCGAUCCAGUUCCACCUACUUUGGAGACUAUGCCUUUAGACGUGAUGAACAAAAUUGUGAACACACUGGGAUUCAUCAACUCAUUGGUGCUGAUGAAAGUGUCAAAAAAAUUAAGUGGAUUUGUGAAAGACACUAAAUUUGAGAUUGAUGAGCUUGAAGUAUAUUUUGAAAUUGGACGAUCCGAAAUCCGUUUCAAGCGAUACGUUAUCGAAUUUGUGGCUGAGGUACAACCGUUAUCCUUUUCUUACGAUUCUUACGAAGAAGAUGGCUCUAGAAAAGACAAAAAGAAAACAUUUGUAGCUGGAAAGGGCCAAUUGGACCAAUUUUCCGAGAAUCUCAAGUGGUUGUUUCAAAAUAGAAAAAUUUCAUUGAACAAAUUCAAGUUGGUUAUUCCUGACGACGAUGAUGAGGAGUCCCGCAAGAAAUAUAUGGACUGCGUUGUGGAAGCUCUGAGAUCGGCGGAAAAUUUGAGUUCAAGGAAUGUAAAAACUUCUUGUCUUUCGUCGGCAGAAAUUUCACAAAUAUUGCCUAUCUUCCCUGCAAAAAAUCUGGAAUACAUUGAAUUCUUUGAAUGCGACUUUGCUGGAUAUGAGCAGCUGGUCCAUUUGGAGCAAUGGAAGAAAGCUGAACGAUGUAUUAAAUGUUCCGAAUUGAAUAUUCCGAUGGAGUUCUUCUUGCAGUUCAAGCGUGUUAAAGUUGAUAUUGAGCCAGGAGAGGAUCCAACUGUAAUUCGUGAUGUGAUCGAUAAUUCCAACAAUCUCGAAAGUGUUUUGAUUCAGUGUUGCUCAAUGAACAUCAAUUAUAUCAAUGAAGUCGUCAGUGUCUUUAAUUUGAAGGAAGAUUCAAUGUAUCUUACUCCAAACAAGAAAUCGUUUACUGUAAAUGUUUCUGAACGUCAAAUCUUCAUUAAAACACUCUAAGAAUACGACUUGUUCCAAAUGAAUUUUUAUUCGACGUUUGAAUGUAAUUUUUGAUUUCUAUUUGAUAUGUGUACACCAAAAAGAAUAAACGUUUUUGAUUUUUCC
Molecule: messenger RNA, 1027 nt
Organism: Caenorhabditis elegans
Lineage: Eukaryota; Metazoa; Nematoda; Chromadorea; Rhabditida; Rhabditidae
Gene: fbxa-181
Product: F-box domain-containing protein
Exons: 3
Coding region: 32-922 (296 amino acids)
Source: RefSeq, marked reviewed